GUGGCGUGUGUGUUCUAACCGAGUUCUCACUCCUCGUCAUCAUAUAAAAAUUUCACUCUCUGUAAUCACCUCAAUUCCCCUUUUGAAACCCUACUCGCAAGGUUCUCUGAAUCCAAUAAGCACUUGAAUAGCUCCUCGAUCUUCUUGAAAUUUUGUGAUGGCGGAGCACUUGGCGUCAAUUUUCGGAACAGAGAAGGACAGAGUUAACUGCCCAUUCUACUUCAAGAUCGGCGCGUGCAGGCACGGCGACCGCUGCUCCCGCCUCCACACCAAGCCGAGCAUCAGCCCCACGAUCCUUCUUUCCAACAUGUACCAGCGCCCCGACAUGAUUACUCCUGGCGUCGACGCUCUGGGCCAGCCGAUCGACCCCAAAAAAAUGCAGGAACACUUCGAGGACUUUUAUGAAGAUUUAUUUGAGGAGCUAAACAAAUACGGAGAGAUUGAAAGCUUGAAUGUUUGUGACAAUUUAGCUGAUCAUGUGGUUGGCAAUGUUUAUGUCCAAUUUAGGGAGGAAGAGCAUGCUGCUAAUGCUCUUCAAAACCUGACUGGUCGGUUCUAUGCAGGACGCCCCAUCAUUGUUGAUUUCUCCCCAGUGACUGAUUUUCGUGAAGCCACCUGUAGGCAGUACGAGGAGGACGCAUGUAACCGUGGUGGCUACUGUAACUUCAUGCAUCUGAAAAGGAUUAACAGGGAGUUGAGGCACCAAUUAUUUGGGAGGCGUAGGAGUAGACACAGCCGUAGCAGGAGCAGGAGUCCCUAUCGGCACCGUAGCUAUGAUGACCGCUCACAUGAGAGUCGGAGUCACAGCAGAAGGUAUGAUGACCACGAUCGCCAUGAAAGUCGAAGCCGGAGGCGCAAGAGCACAAGUCCAAGAAGCAGGAGGGGUAGAAGCCCAGGUGGCAGGAGGAAUCGUAGUCCUGUUAGGGAAGGUAGUGAAGAAAGACGUGCUAAAAUUGCACAGUGGAAUAGGGAGAAGGAAGAAACAGAACGUUCUGGCAACAAGGCAAAUGCUGGUGAUGAAGAUCGUAGGGCUAAAAAUGACCACUCUGGCAAUAUAGACAACGGAGGACACAAUGAACCAACACAGUAGGAUGGAUAUGUGUAUUGACGAUAUUAGCACUGGUUUGUUCUCACUCCCUUUCUACCUCGGUAUUCUUGAUUUUUUCACUGGCAACAGUUAUCAUUACGAAUGACCCGUCUUAAAAUUUAACUUACUGCACAUUUUCCACUUUGCAGGUGGUGUGCAGGUUUUCAAUUCUGUCAUAUGCAACAUGAUAAAUAUAUGUUUCUUAGUACCAUUCAUUAUGUCCAUCGUGCUUUUCUUGCCUUUUUUCUGUUUUUUUGCUAAAGUAUUGUUUGAGUUUGGUUUCGCAUAUAUAUAGUCUUCAGCCCUAAACCUUUAGAAGGAGCUAUAAUUGCUUUUUGACUUACUUCCUGCCAGUCUCCUUCUCAACUACAUCAAAGUUGAAUUUGCCUCCUGCAUUCAUCUGUAUGUUUGCAAGCAAUCUGUGUGAGGAAGCUAUUGUUCUGUGCUAGCUCUGAUAAUUUUUCUAAAAUGAUCUUAUAAUCCUCUAGCUAUUCUCAAGAUGUUGUGUGCACAGUGCACACGACAUCGAUGUCUUGUAUUUCUCCAAAAAAAGUUAUGCUCUAAUUUUCAUUACCUUUGUUUUGUUGGAUAAAAUAAUAGUGGAUUUAUAUGGUACAGUGCUUUGCAAUUUGCAUCGACAUAGACAUAGUUUAGUGGUUUGUUGAUAUUGUCUAUUGGAAGGUUCUUGAUUUUUAAAGUUGCCUCUCAUGACUUCCUACUAGCGACCUUGCUAAUUUGGCCUUUGUCUGUCUUGGUUGUUCCCUGUCAAAAACAUUGUGUUUGUGUGUGCAGUCAGGUAUCCUGUAGCCACAAAACAACAAGGCUAGUGAGUUUUCGCAUAUUGUUCCAAUUUAUUUCUAAGUAUAUAUAGUUGCAGAUCUCACACUGAUUUACUAGUUUUGCAGGUCCAGGUACCCUGCUUAGAAAGAUAUUCAGCACAGAUUUUAAUUAUAGAUUCCCAUGCAAAUUGUACAGGUAUUUUGGUUGUUGCAGUGAGGGAAGAGUUGUAAUUUCAGGGUGAUGUCGGAUUGAGAAGCCCGUGGAGGUCGAGUUGUAGAUUUAGCAAUUAUUAAGCUUCAUUUUUCCUCUUUAUAGGGAUGCUGCUUGUUUGAUGAUCCAUUUUGCUAGAGGACCAAUGUUUUAAUUCUAUAUCUAGACUUCCUCUUUCUUUUCACAUUUAUGUAAUGCUUCCCAGAAUCAUAACAGAGAGCCUAUGAAUGCUUUUCUAUGACAGUACAAGGUAUUUACAACCUGAUUAUGAUGCUCUA
Messenger RNA from Salvia splendens (bonfire salvia), 2355 nucleotides. RefSeq names its product splicing factor U2af small subunit B. NCBI's taxonomy places the organism in Eukaryota, Viridiplantae, Streptophyta, Magnoliopsida, Lamiales, Lamiaceae. The record is from RefSeq and is a predicted model, not a curated record. Gene Ontology annotation, cellular component: U2AF complex. The coding region runs from base 158 to 1090 and encodes 310 amino acids. Gene Ontology annotation, molecular function: RNA binding; metal ion binding. Gene Ontology annotation, biological process: mRNA splicing, via spliceosome. The transcript is spliced from 5 exons.